AUGCAUUCUUUGCCGGCCUGGGCGCUGGGUAGCAUGUCUGUCUGCUGCAAUCAUCCCAUCCCAGCCUGUUCCCACAUGCGCCCACUGGCCCCAGGCAGACUUGCCAGAGCUACCGCCUAUCUAACCCCCCAGCCUCCGGUCUUUGUGUGGGUGAAUGGUGGCGCUCUUUCCACUCUCCUCUUCGCACACUUGGCCUCCUUUUUGCAUUCCCAAUUUUAUGGUUCACACGUCUGCCGACAUCUGCGCACGCCUUCCUACCAAAGCCCAUCAAGCCCAGACUCGGGUCUAGCCAGGCUUUUGCACAGAAAAAGCGACGCGCUGUCUCGGCAGCCGCAGACCAACCGCAACGGCCAGCCACCCCCGACAAGGCAAAAACGCCAACGUAGCUCCUCGUCGCCGGAACCAAGUGGCCCGGAAGGCGCCUCGCACGCGGACGCGCCCUGGAUACGAGGCCCGGAGUCGAGACCGCCCAUCUACGCCCAACCGUGCAGCACCUUUGCUGCGACGACGACGACGACGACGACGGCCAACUCCCUCAGUGCGGCUCAGCCCAGCCCAGCGCGCGCAAACCCCUACUCUUGUUGCCGCCCAGCUUUUACAAUAUUGGCACACUCAUCACUUUAUUGA
This is a messenger RNA of Gaeumannomyces tritici R3-111a-1, 627 nucleotides long. RefSeq lists its product as hypothetical. The transcript is spliced from 3 exons. Lineage: Eukaryota; Fungi; Ascomycota; Sordariomycetes; Magnaporthales; Magnaporthaceae. The record is from RefSeq and is a predicted model, not a curated record. Bases 1 to 627 code for a protein of 208 amino acids.